CGGCGGGAAAGUUGAGCGGCGUCUGUGAGGCGCUGGGGACGAUGAGCGGACACUUCCGGAGGGCGGAGUCGGGGACGGAGGUUGAACGCCAGCUUGGCUCCACUGGCCGAAACAGCCAUGGCUGAGAACUGGAGACUGGGGCCAAAGGCGGUCUCAGCCGAGGCAUAUGUAGGAAGCUGGGGCCGAACGCAGAACCCGGAGCCUGGGAUCGAGCUAGGAAGCUGCUUGCUCGACUAGAGGGUAGAAGUUCUCUGAAAACUCUUGAGCCAUUUCUUUUUGCUGAUGAAGGAUUUCCCAUUCAUGGCCAUGCCAUGGGAAGAGAGAAUCUUGAAGAAAAACCCUCACCGUUAAAGUGCGAUAUUCUGGAAUUUCAUGGUCAAGAAGGAACAGGAAAAACAGAAAUGCUCUACCAUCUGGUCGCCCGCUGCAUCCUUCCCCGAUCGGAAGGAGGACUGGAAGAGGAGGUCCUAUUUGUUGACACAGACUACCACUUCGACAUGCUCCGGCUCAUCACCAUCCUCGAGCACAGACUCUCCCAGAGCUCAGAAGAGGCGAUCAAACUGUGCCUCGGGAGGCUGUUCCUCGUCUACUGCAGCAGCAGCGUUCAACUCCUUCUCACGCUCCACUCCCUAGAGACGAUGUUCUGCAGCCGCCCGUCCCUCAGCCUCCUGAUGGUCGACAGCCUCUCGGCUUUCUACUGGAUCGACCGUGCCAAUGGAGGAGAGAGCCUCACCCAGCAAGAAGCCACCCUGAGGAAGUGCACCAGGCUCCUGGAGAAGCUCGUGAAAGAGUAUCACCUGGUCCUGUUGGCCACCACACAAGCGAUCAUGCAGAGAAGCUCCAAGGCCUCAGAAAACUCUGCUUCGGCUUGGGAAGGAGACGGGGACUACAGACCGUAUCUUUGUAAAUCCUGGCAGCAACUGGUCAACCACCGGCUCUUUUUUUCCAAGCAAGACAACGGUGAGGACCCCAAACAGAUGUUUUCAUUCACUUCCUGUCAUCUGAAAAGUAACAGGUUUGCCAAGCGUUUCUUUAGUAUCGGAGAAGGAGGGGUUCAGUUUUGUUGACACCUUUGAGCUGAGAAACCGGGAUUUCAAGUCUUCCUCUGCUCUAUCAAAAGUAAGUUUUUAGAUCUUUUGUUUGAUGGCACUUAGGACCCCAGCUUUGACAUGCCAGUGUUAGAUUUUUACAGAUUGCUCGUAGGGCAAGGUUUCUACUAAAAUACGGCACUUGAGACAUUCACGGUGUCUCAUGAAAGAAAGACUUUCAGGCCAGGUUUUAAUCCAUAGCUCAUUCUACCAGUAUGAAAAGCCACUUAACAUUGUUUUUAAACUUUUUCGCUAUGCCUCGGCAAAGGAAAUGAAUAAAGAACUUUAUUUUUA
Molecule: messenger RNA, 1382 nt
Organism: Ornithorhynchus anatinus (platypus)
Lineage: Eukaryota; Metazoa; Chordata; Mammalia; Monotremata; Ornithorhynchidae
Gene: XRCC2
Product: X-ray repair cross complementing 2
Exons: 5
Coding region: 312-1067 (251 amino acids)
Biological process (GO): DNA strand invasion; double-strand break repair via homologous recombination
Cellular component (GO): replication fork; Rad51B-Rad51C-Rad51D-XRCC2 complex; centrosome
Molecular function (GO): ATP binding; four-way junction DNA binding; ATP-dependent DNA damage sensor activity
Source: RefSeq, a predicted model, not a curated record